UUGAGUAAAAGAUGAUCAAUAUAUUGUUGUUUGUCCUAUAUUUGUUGUGUAGUCAUGUUAGCCAUAAAGUUUAUGGAAUUCACACUAUACUAAAUGAAGACUUAGAGUUGGAGAAACAACUUAAACUUAUUAAUAAGUUUCCGAUCAAGAGUAUUCAUACCGAAUUCAGAAAUAUUGUUGAUUGCAUUGACAUUUACAAACAACCAUCAUUUGACCAUCAUUUACUAAAGGAUCAUAAGUUACAGAGAAAACCCAACCUACUAAAUGUUACGGGAGAGUCAAGUCAAGAAAAUUUAGAACCUAGAUCCAUCUUUGGAUUGGAUAAGAAUAAAUGUCCGAUGGGGACUGUUCCUAUACCGAGAACAAAAAAAGAUGACUUUAUUCAAGGAAAAUCAUUAUUAAAUGAUCAUAUAUUGGUUCAAGACCUUCUUGGUGUUCAUCUUGCAGAAGUUUCUCUUAAACCACAUUUUGGACCUUAUUACGGAGUAAAAGGAACAAAUAGUAUUUAUAAUCCACGAGUUGACACCAAGUUUCAAAUCUCUAUGUCUCAUUUAUGGGUUCAAAAUGGUCCCAUAGAAUCAACUAACAAAAUCUCAUUAGGAUGGCAUGUGAUUCCACAACUAUAUGGUGAUUAUGGAACCCACUAUUUUACCUCGUGGACGUCUGAUAACUACAAGAAGACAGGAUGCUACAAUAUUAAAUGUGCAGGCUUUGUUCAAACUAGCAAAGAAUUAUACCCUGGUAUGCGCAUAGGCAACCUAUCUGUCUAUGGAGGACCAACUUAUGCAGCUUCCCUUUCUAUUUCUCAGGAUGCAGUGACAAAAAAUUGGUGGAUAAGUAUAGACAAUAAGUCUAUUGGAUAUUUUCCAGCAAAAUUGUUUUCGAAUAUGAGCUCAGCUGAUGAAGUAGGGUGGGGUGGAAGAACAAGAACUCAUCCUGGUACCCAUAGUCCUCAAAUGGGGUCUGGAUAUUUUCCUGAUGAUGAUGCUUCUCACGCUUGUUUCUUUAAACAAGUUUCGAUUCAAGAUUCAUCAAGAAAAACUCGUGGAGCUAAAAUAUAUGAAACUCAUUCCUUUACUGACAAUCCCAAAUGUUAUGAUGUUCGAUACUAUGGCGAUUCAGGAAGCUACUACGGUUAUAUUCUCCUAUUUGGAGGACCCGGUGGUAAUUGUGGCAGUUAAUUUUUCUUUUCAAUUAAACUUUAGAUGAAGUUAAGAAAAUCUAUUUGAUUUUUAAUAAACUAGUUUUAUACUAUUCUUUUUUGUGCGAAUAGAUUAAUAUUAUUUCGGUGUAAAUGUUGUCCGGUGUGUCCUUAUUGCUCCUAGCUGUCUGGGAUGCUUGCUCUUCUCCAAUUGUUGUUGUUCAUACUAGCCAAAGGAGGGGGAGGUACCUGCAAAGAUACUCCGACGCUCAAGUCAGAUGUGAGUUAUGGAGCCUCAGCUCUCAAGAGAGUGAUUAUGAUACUGCUCUGAAAUAUUAUUUAGGGUCUCUAGACCUAGAGAGAACGUACCUGAAC
Molecule: messenger RNA, 1516 nt
Organism: Vigna angularis (adzuki bean)
Lineage: Eukaryota; Viridiplantae; Streptophyta; Magnoliopsida; Fabales; Fabaceae
Exons: 7
Coding region: 12-1181 (389 amino acids)
Source: RefSeq, a predicted model, not a curated record